Molecule: messenger RNA, 2738 nt
Organism: Liolophura sinensis
Lineage: Eukaryota; Metazoa; Mollusca; Polyplacophora; Chitonida; Chitonidae
Product: zinc transporter 6-A-like
Exons: 13
Coding region: 91-1725 (544 amino acids)
Biological process (GO): transmembrane transport; zinc ion transport
Cellular component (GO): Golgi apparatus; membrane
Molecular function (GO): monoatomic cation transmembrane transporter activity
Source: RefSeq, a predicted model, not a curated record
GGACAGGGACUGCAACGUGUGAUCUGUCACUAACCAGAACUCAAGAAGAACACUGCAGGUUGCAUAUUUAUUGCAAAACCCGCAGCCAUAAUGAGCGCGUUUAACAAAAUCCCUGAUCUGAUUAGCAGCAGUGUAACAACCGGUGUUCAAGGAGGUGAUUUUACUUCAGGAAAUUCAGAUCUUCGAUUGCGCAGCGGAACUAUGGGAGAAAGAACCAAGUAUUACACUUCUGGCACAAUAUACCCGUUCAUGACAACAAGAUCAUUUCCUCGGUUAUUUUGGAGAGAGUUGCGUAAUGUUGCCAAGGAGGAUGAGGCCAAGAAGAUAUUGAUGUUUACCUGUGUGAAUGUGAUGGGAACAAUCCUGCUGCUGUUGUGGUGUCACACCUCUGAUAGCAUGGCACUGACGGCAUAUACAUAUCUCACCAUUUUUGACAUAUUCAGCCUGCUGACAUGCCUGUUGUCAGUGUGGGUUCAGAAACAGAAGCCUACUCCACAGUUUUCCUUUGGGUAUGAGAGGUUCGAGGUCCUGGCUGUUUUUGCCAGCACUACUCUAUCUCAACUUGGUUCCUUCUUCAUUCUCAAAGAAAGUGUGGAGAGACUCCUGCAACAGCCAGAAGUACACAUAGGGCGUUUGUUGGUGGGAACUAUCCUGGCCUUUGUGUUACACAUGGUACUGACUUACGGGGUGAAGAACCGAGCGAUGAACCACGUGAUAGCAGCCUCAGGGUCCAGCUGGCUUCAGGAACACAUGACUGAUAUAAGCGAAAGCCUGUGUCAUGUGAUCCCUGGUCUCAGCAAACUCCUCCUGCCCCGCAUAAACCCAUUUGCCCUGAUUGCCUUUGCUGGGGGCCUGGCACAGGUUGUGGCCUACAUUCUGAUUGACAGCAAGAAUUACCACGUAGCUGACACAUGGGCCGCCAUGAGCAUUGCCUUCAUGAUUCUGGGCACCAUGUUCCCUAUGAGUGUUUACACCGGCAAGAUUCUCCUGCAGACAACUCCGGCUCAUGUGAUUGGUCAGUUGGACAAGUUAUUACGAGAAGCCACUACCUUAGACGGUGUCCUGGAGUUCAGACAUGAACAUUUCUGGACUCUCUCGUUUGGAACUUUAGCUGGAUCUGUUCAAGUCAGAGUCAGAAGGGAUGCUGAUGAACAGCUCGUCUUGGCUCACGUUCACAAUCGCCUCUCAAACCUUGUGGCUGUUUUAACAAUACAAAUAUUCAAAGACGAUUGGUCACGAGGAUCAACUUAUCAGAUGUUUGGCCAAUCAAAUUUUACCUCCCCACCAGGAUCUGGAGUUUCGUCUCCAAGGGCAACCUCACCAUCCCUAGAUGCUGAUUUCUCUGUACAAGGUCUGUCGCCAUACAAAGGCUUCUCACCAGUGCCCUUCCACUCAGGAGCGCUACAGACCAGUUCAGGCCUGUCAGGGUCAGUCUUAUCACAAGCUCCCAGUCUGGCCAUGUCAGGGGGAGCUAACUCUGUAUAUAGAACAGCAGGAGUAAACCCUGCUUCAUACAAGUCAUCCGGAUCUUUCUUCCCUGUUGGAGGUGCUAGUUUCUCUCCAGCGUCUCUCCAUACUCCAUCUGCACCACCCCGGCCAGUUGACGCGUUUGAGGCCUGGAAAACUGACCACAGUCCUGAAGGUCAUAGCCAUCAAGAUCGCAGCCCAUCCAGCCAUGGACAUAGUCAUGAUCACUCCCAUGGAAGCCCUGGACACAGCCAUUGACCAGUUGGUGGCAAAGUCAAAGCCAUCAUCUGGCUAAACUGUCUGAAAUCAUAUGCAUCACAUGAACAUUUGAAGUGUCAUGUAAACAGACAGUAAGUGAAGCAAUUACUCUGCUAUGGGUGCAACAACAUGUAAUUAUGGUGUCUGCAAAGGUGUUGUAAUGGUCUAAGAUAUCAUGAGAGUGUGUAGAUGAUCUCUACUGGAAGCAACACAGUCAAUGUCAAGAUGAUGAUUUACAAAAUCAUGUGAACAUGUGGUUGAUGUGGUGGUACUUUUAUGCGGCAUUCUUUAUGAAAAUGUAAAGUAUCUCCUGCAUUUCAAUAUGAAAAGUCAUUUAGGGGCCUUCUGUAAAGUAUGUACGUUCCUAGGUUUGGGAAGCAGGGGAUGUGUGCUAUACGUAUAUAGGGGGAGGGCUGAGUCAUCUGUUAUUUUGUGUAUGAAAAUUUGAGCAUAUGUACUGCAUUGGCAGCCUCAAUGUAUUUAAAUUAAUAGACUGGAUCUGUGUUCUGGAUUACAUUUUUACUCUCGAAAGAACAAAUUUAUCCAGAAGGAAGAAAUAAAUAUGUGUGAACAAAUCAUUGUAAAAAUUGAAUUUUGUACGUUUGCCCUUUUCAUAUUUAUUAACAAAGUGUACAGAAUUGGCAACAGAAAUCAAAAUAUCUCUGUUACAUGUAUGAUUAUGGUUACUGGGAUAUAUAUGAUGUACAGUGUAUAUAAUACCUGCAGGGGGUCGAGGUGGCUAGCACACGUGACACCUAGGAGCCUCUCCAUAAUGCGGUGGCUGUGAGUCCGGGUGAGAAUUCCAGCUCAAGCUGGCUUCCUCUCCAGCCGUACAUGGCUAAGGUCUGCCAGCAACCUACAGAUGGUCAUGAAUUUCUUCAGGGCUUUGCCCUGUUUCCUCCCACCAUAAUGCUGGCAGAUGCCCUAUAGGUGACAUAUUCUUGUGUACUGCAUAAAACACCAGUCAAAUAAAUUGAAUAAAUGUAAUACUUGAAACUACAUAUUUCUUGUUA